Messenger RNA from Epinephelus moara (kelp grouper), 1789 nucleotides. Its product is annotated as histone-binding protein N1/N2-like. Gene Ontology annotation, cellular component: nucleoplasm. Gene Ontology annotation, biological process: DNA replication-dependent chromatin assembly; CENP-A containing chromatin assembly. Bases 129 to 1601 code for a protein of 490 amino acids. Gene Ontology annotation, molecular function: histone binding. The record is from RefSeq and is a predicted model, not a curated record. The transcript has 14 exons. NCBI's taxonomy places the organism in Eukaryota, Metazoa, Chordata, Actinopteri, Perciformes, Serranidae.
AUUUCGCGCCAAAUUGAAACAACGGAGCAGUGAGUCUGAGCAGCAGCAGGAGCCACGAGCUGAGUCACAAACCAACAGGCUCUGCUUUUAACGUUUCACUCGGUAUUUCUCUAUCAAGUUUAGCUAACAUGGAGGAGGCCAACAAGCUAAUCGGCACCGGGAAGAAGCACCUGGUGAUGGGGAAGGUGGUGGAGGCGGUGAGCGCCCUGCAGGAGGCCUGCGGCAUGCUGGCUAAAAAGUACGGAGACACAGCAGACGAGUGUGGAGAGGCUUUCUUCUGGUGUGGCAAAGCGCUGCUGGAUCUGGCACGGAUGGAGAACACAGUCCUGGGUAAUGCUCUGGAAGGAGUACCAGAGGAGGAGGAAGAGGAAGAAGAAAAACCCAAAGAUUCCAACGUUGACAGCACAGAAAACAUAGAUGAGAAGACCCGGGAUGAGCUGAGGGUUCAGGUGUACGACGCCAUGGCAGAGAAGAAAGGCGAAGACGCUGAGAAGGCCGAAGAGAAGCAGAGCGACGAUAAGGAGAAGAAGGGCGAUGAAGAAAAGGCUGAGGAUGAGCAACAGAAAGCAGCAGAGAAAGACGAGGAAAAGGACGACAAGGCCAACGGAAGCAAAUCCGAUGAAAUUAAAGAUGAGAAAGAAAAUGGCGAGGAAGCCGAGAAAGAGUCAGGAGAAAAGGAAGAGGAAGCAGAAGAUGGUGAGGAAGAGGAGGGGGAAGAUGGUGAUGAUGCAGAUAUGGAGUGUGAUGCAGAGGAAAAAGGAGAUGAUGCUGCUGAGAAGGACAGCGACGACGAUGAGGAGGUGGGGAACCUGCAGCUGGCCUGGGAGAUGCUGGAAGUCGCUAAAGUCAUCUACAAAAGGAAAGAGCCUAAAGAGGAUCAACUCAUGGCUGCACAGGCUCACCUGAAACUGGGCGAAGUUUCUUCUGAAUCAGGAAAUUACACCCAGGCGUUGGAGGAUUUCCAGGAGUGUCUGAAGCUGCAGGUGAAGCACCUGGACUCAGACAGCCGCCUGCUUGCGGAGACUCACUACCAGCUGGGAGUGACCUACAGCUUAAACCUCCAGUACAGCGAGGCCGUCGAGGAGCUGAAGAGCUCCAUCUCUGUCAUAAAGAGCAGGCUGGACAAGCUGCAGGGGCUGCUCGACAAGGCCGAGGGCCCGGAGGCUCUACCAGACGAGAGGAAGGAGAUGGAGGAGCUGAAGGCUCUGCUGCCAGAGAUCCAGGAGAAGGUGGAGGACGCCACCGAGAGUCAGAAAAUGAUAAAAGCUGCUGCUGCUGAGGCUGCGAAGGCUCCACUGGAUGGAGGCUCCACUUCCUCUGCGUUCCCUGGCACCGCUGUGCAGAAUGGAGACUCCUCAUCCAGCUCAAAGAUUAACGGCAUGUCAACCAACGGAGUCAGCUCGACCAACGGCCACGCCUCCAAAGCUCCAGUCUCUGACAUCUCCCACCUGGUCAGAAAGAAGAGGAAGCCAGAGGACAGUCCAGUGAAAGAGAGCGUGGUGAAGAAGGUGAAGCAGAACGAUGGUCAGAGUAACGGUGUUCACGAAGCCAACGGAGACACUAACGGACACGCUAACAGUACGGAAGUCAAGAGUCAGUGAAGCUGGACUCCUGCAAGUUUCCUUUCCAUCUCUUGAAGAGAUUCACCGACGUGCCGAGCUCUUACUGCCCCUACACUUGUUUGCCGACUGUAAAUAUGUGCAUCGUUUUCUAUGCCUGUUGUUAGUGUUUGUUCACAAAUGUAACCUAUAAAGUUAAAUAAAACAGUUGAUAAAGUUGUUUCAUCAAA